This is a messenger RNA of Alternaria infectoria, 588 nucleotides long. RefSeq lists its product as uncharacterized. The record is from RefSeq and is a predicted model, not a curated record. The transcript has a single exon. The coding region runs from base 1 to 588 and encodes 195 amino acids. Lineage: Eukaryota; Fungi; Ascomycota; Dothideomycetes; Pleosporales; Pleosporaceae.
AUGCCACUCAAGCGCAAGAUUGUUACAGUAUCGUUUCUCUCUCUCGGUCUCGUCGUAAUAGCAAUCGGCGCCGUGCGAUUCGUUUGGCUCAUCGACGCUUUCAAAGGCAAAACGAAAAGCUACAGUGUCAAAGCGUCCUACUCUGCAAUCGAGUCUAGUGUCGCUAUCAUUGGAACCUCGGGGCCAACUAUCAAAUACAUACUGUCACGCUUCAUACCCUGGCUCCGUCCUUCAUUUGAGCGCUCAAACGCGAACAAGAACUCAUACGACGCCUAUGGGAACCACUCAAAUGUUGCUGCUAGGCGAGCGAGGUCACACUACGGGACGAAAAGUGGAUAUGAUGAUUUGGAUAUGGUGAGCGUUCACCAUGAACAGUUCGAGAUGAAGAGCGGUUGGCAAAAGAAGAAGGGGCAGGAUGACGACGCAAGAAGCGAUGAGCAGCGCAUCACAGGCGAAGGUCACGGCAUCAACAAGACAGUGGAAUGGAUGGUAGACACGAAAGAGCGCUCGCAUAUUAGCAAAACAGUCUCGGAUUAUCCAAAUGUCGCUAACGACAAGCCUGCGACAAGUCCCGCACAGAUCAUUUAG